This is a messenger RNA of Symbiodinium sp. CCMP2456, 995 nucleotides long. The record is from the annotation of a GenBank genome assembly. NCBI's taxonomy places the organism in Eukaryota, Dinophyceae, Suessiales, Symbiodiniaceae.
AUGGAGAAGGUGGUCGAAGAGCCUUGGGAGGACGUCGAGCGGCAAAGCACGACAGACGUCGUUGAGGGCAAGAUCACGCCUGAAUCCAACGAGGAGGCAGAGGAGAAGGCUCUUUGGCGCGCCUUCGGCACGCAGUCCAAAGAGCUCUGGUCCCAACACAGGGCAGGGCAUGCGAGCGGAGCGAUUCCGCCGCCGAGGACGCUCUCACCGGGCGCUAGCCUUCCCGCACUGCAUGAGUUUCUACUGGAAGCCUGUGGCGGCGAGCGAAAUCCAGAGGAGCAGCGACUGGCACUUGCGGGACUGUUGAACUUCCCCGACUUUCCCAUUACCGUGGAGCGCUCUGACCUGCUUGCAGCGAACAUCUCUGUCUUGAACCGGCAUUUCUUCGCAGGCAUGGUCCUGUCACGGAUGCUUGCUGAGAAUGCUGCGGAAGGCGCAGACGAGGACCUGAAGCAGGCUUUGUUGGAAGCCGUGGAGGCGGGAGCCAUGGAAACGAACUGGCGCCCGACCCGGCGCGCUGAGCCUGUCAUGGACGAGUACCAGAAUGCCUCGUCGCCGUUGCGGUCCUUGGGCCCGGAGUCGCCCUCGCCGAAGGCGAAUGCUUCCCCGGUGCCGAACUCUGAGGCGUCUAGGCCCAGGAGGGAUCGCCCUCCUCCUAUGCCGAAGCGGCCCUGGGGGGCUCGGGCGCCUCCCGGGAAGUCUGAGGUGGAGGAGCGGCUCUCUGAUCUCAGGGUUCGCUUUGCGGCGCGUCGGCGGCGAAAGAAGGCAGCGCGUGCUGUCGCAGGAAGGGAGUUCGAGUCUGCCGAGCAAAGCACCGGCGCGCCUUUGGAGGAGCGGCAGUCGCCUUCGCCCGGACCUGGGAAAGCUCGAUAUCCACUGCACUGGGUCGAAGAGGAGAUCUUUCUGCCACAGCUUGUCAUGGCCCCUGCCAAACGCGCCGCUGCAGAAGUGGCAGGCGGCAUGCCGAUGAGGGGGAAUGCUGCGAUGCUGCCGAG